ACUUGACCAGUGUUGGCGGAUGCGCUGCUAGGUACACAAACUGCUCCCAAUACCGCCUGAUGUGGCAAUGACUAAGGGCUGGGGGUGCUCAGGGAGAAAUGUUAGGGCCUAUCCUGCCUCCCAACUUCUGGUCCUGCCGUGGAGUGGAGCAUAUGGAUCUCGGGAUUGGGAGCCACUGUAAUUCCUAUUUUGAAUUCUGCAGUCUAGAAACUAGAAUUUUUUUCUGGGCCUCAGUAUCCUUAUCUGUAAAAUCAAAGGCGUGGGCUCUAGUUGAAGGCCUUUUCGCUCAAUGAUUCUAGAUUCUUUUCCUUGGGUCAGUAGAGAUGGGGUGGCAGCCACCGACCAGGGCGUUGACAGGCCUGUGUUUCAAGUAUGUAGCCCCAGCCUCCCCCAAGCCGGGAACUGGAGUGGGGGAUGGGGAGGCGUGGCUGCCUCCCCGUCCCCGAAGGCGGCCUAGAGGCGAGUGGAGCAAGCUAAGCUUAAAACCAGGGACGGCCACCCCCCUUUCCUACUCCCCGCCCCCCUGCCAUUGGUUCUAGGGUGAAGUUGACAUCAAAGCCGCGGCCUUAUAUAAGCCAGGCCCUGGAGGGGAGGCCGCAGAAGGGUUAAACAGGUCUCUUUGCAUUGGCGUCCUCGCCAGCGACAGAAACAGGCAAGAAGGCAGCGGGGUUGCGCGUCUUGUCUUCAGCGUUGCCGCGGACUCUCCUAAAGCCGGCGCCCACCACAGCGCCGCCCCAGAGCCCACGGGUGGCCCCGGCAGUCUCUGGGGCGCAUGGGGCGGCGCUAAUCGAGCUGGCGGCGCAGGCCAGGGGCCGCUCCAACAUGAACCUCGUGGGCAGCUACGCACACCAUCAUCACCAUCACCACCAUCACCACCCGCACCCCGCGCACCCCAUGCUCCACGAGCCCUUCCUCUUCGGCCCGGCCUCACGCUGUCACCAGGAGCGGCCCUACUUCCAGAGCUGGCUGCUGAGCCCCGCUGACGCUGCCCCGGACUUCCCCACCGGCGGGCCACCGCCCACAGCCGCGGCGGCCGCCGCCGCGUACAAUCCGGACGCCAGGCCAGGCCAGAGCCCCGGGCGGCUGGAGACGCUCGGCGGCCGCCUGGGCCGGCGGAAAGGCUCAGGACCCAAGAAGGAGCGGAGGCGCACGGAAAGCAUUAACAGCGCGUUCGCCGAGCUGCGCGAGUGCAUCCCCAACGUGCCUGCAGACACCAAGCUCUCCAAGAUCAAGACUCUGCGCCUAGCUACCAGCUACAUCGCUUACCUGAUGGACGUGCUGGCCAAGGACGCGCAGGCCGGCGACCCUGAAGCCUUCAAGGCCGAACUCAAGAAGGCGGAUGGCGGCCGCGAAAGCAAACGGAAAAGGGAGCUGCUCUCAUGGUUGCCCGAGCGGACGCCGGAUCGGCGGUGCUGGCACAGGUCUCCGGCGCUCAUCACCAGCGAGGCUCGAGGACGCGCGCGGGUCACUUGGCGCUUUCUUGCUCCACAUCCGGAUCUGGAGGCCCUUGGCUUGGGGCUUGGGGCCGAGAAAGGGGACCCCGGGCAGCUCCGGGAUCAGGCGUGCGCUGGGCGUCUGGCCCCAGCAUCGGGGUGAAUAUGGGGACCAUUAGUCCGGGCUGUAAACACCGUGGCAGGGGCUGCGCGGCCACGCGGGCCUUCCCGGACGCGAAGGAGUUAAUAAAAGGUGUUUUAUGGGCGCGAGGAAACCGUGGGGGAGGUGUGAGCGUCUCUCCACUCCUACCCCCUACCUUUUUCUUUUUUUCCUCUCGCCACCCGCCGCCAGAUCAAACAGGCCCGCUAUUUAACUAGGGCAACACCUCGCGGUAAUGAGCCGAUCGCGCUCACCCCUCCCCCAGCCCCAGCCCGAGGCCCCGAAGCCCUUCAGGGAGGAGCAGAAAACUCGGUUUAUUUCUUCUCUUUUCAACAGCUGGAAAGCCCCUUAGAAAUCUUGACACGCGUGGGGAAACUGAGACUCGGGAGCAAGCCGAAGGCCGGCGUGCCUCAGCACGUAGGGAGCUUACCUGAAUUCGAACCCAGGACUCCAGCCUGGUCUGCAGACCAGCCUCUGGCUGAACACAGAGCGCAGCUCCCGCGACUAUUUUUAGCUGGGUGAAGUAUCCUAGGCACGGGAAGAAUGCGCACCCGGGUCCUGCUUUCUUAUAGCCUUGGCCAGUAAAAGGAGAGAGGGUACCGAGGGGUACCGCCCGCCGAAGCCAGACCCGAGUUUGGCAUAAGCAGGCCUCCACGGAAACCCCAUUAGCUGAUCCCAAACUCUCCUAGCGAAGACAGGGGUGAAGCCCCAAAUUCAGCCUCCUCGGUGUCCCGUCCCAGUAUCAGACCCAGGGCCUAGGAGCGGAGAUGAGGGCUGGUGCCCGUGGAGCAGGUCUCUGGGACUUACCCCCACUUUCCCCAAGCCUUACUCCAAGGGCCUGGAGGGCGCGAGCUACAUUUCCAGCCCUUACCGCCAGAUGGGAAGGUCAAGCCCCCAGAGAGUAAGGGGGCUGCUCCCAAGUUUCACGAGCAAGUCUGGCCCAGGGUCUCCAGUCUCGGGGUCCAGCUCCUCUCCCCUCUUCUGGGUACCAAGCCUCUCACUUCUUUAGCCCUGUAUCCCUGAAAUCACUUUCUUAUUCUCUCCCAAGUCUCAGCGCGGUUUGCCAGAAACCUUCCUCAUUCCAGCUGUGGCAGAACAGUGUCAUUAUUAUUUUUGAUUUAAGAACAUCACCUUUUGUUUGUUUUAAAAUCGGUGGAAUUGUCAUAAACUUAAAAAUAAAUCCCAAGAAUUUAUUCUAAGGAACUACUCACUGAUGUUACAAAGCUUUCACGAAAGGACUACGCUACUAGAGAGCAAAACAUAGGAAAGGACCCUGAUGUGCUAUAAUUACAGAACUGGUUAAACAAAUUCAUUAGUAUAGUGGUUUACUGCUGAGCAAGAAGCUAGAAAAAAGGUGGGAAUCAACAUGGAUAUUGUUCAUGAUAUAUUAUAGGGGGAAAACAAACCCAGUUUAUUAAAGACUGUCCAUUGUGACCUACUUUACACCAACUAGCUAAAUAAAUUUUGUGGGGGAAAAUGUGGAAAAAUAUGUAUCAGAACAUGUAUACUUCCAAGUUGUGGGAAUAAGGACAAUUUUGACUUUCCUCCCGCUUAUAUUUUUCACUUUCUUUUUUUACAAUGAAUAAGGAUCUCUUUUACAAUAAAAAUAAAGCUGCAAUUUCCUUCUGAUUUCUUCUGGGACCAGGGUACUUUCAGUAAACUUUAUUCAACAUACAUUGAUUGAGUGUGUCUACCUUGUGCUAGGCACUGUGGAUAUAACCAUAAUGAAUUAGAAAG
Molecule: messenger RNA, 3330 nt
Organism: Manis javanica (Malayan pangolin)
Lineage: Eukaryota; Metazoa; Chordata; Mammalia; Pholidota; Manidae
Gene: HAND1
Product: heart and neural crest derivatives expressed 1
Biological process (GO): regulation of transcription by RNA polymerase II; heart development
Molecular function (GO): RNA polymerase II transcription regulatory region sequence-specific DNA binding; DNA-binding transcription factor activity, RNA polymerase II-specific; protein dimerization activity
Source: RefSeq, a predicted model, not a curated record